UAUUAUUAUUAUUAUUGUUAUUAUUAUUUAUUCGUUUCCGACGAAAUUCGUCUGUGAUCAUGUCCGCGUCCCCGUUUGCCAGACAGGCGACCGAUUCUAAAGCCAUUCCCACCAGGAAAGUCUUUUUGAACGAUCCCUCCGAACUACCCUCGCAGUAUUCGAGCACGCCCGGCGGCACUUUAUACUCCACAACGCCUGGUGGAACAAAAAUUGUGUACGAAAGGAACUUUCUGAUGAACUUGAAGAACUCCCCGAUCUCAAAAACGCCACCGACAUACGACAUUCCCGAGAACCUGCUUAGGGGAAGUCCAAACAGACCGUCACCAAGGAACGGCCUGCACAUCCCGAAGAAGCAGUACACCACGCCAAAGCAAAACCAUCACGACGAAGACCAAUUCCAGAUCGAGCUCUAGUCCCGUUUAGUACUUAGGUUACGGGAAUCCACAAAUUUAAAAUGGGAUGGAAUUUUUUGGAUUAUGUGAAUUUGACUGAGUGAUUUGUGGAAGUCCUUUUAGAUUUAAGAUUGUGUAUAUUUAGGAUCAAUGUCGGAGCAUUUUGAUUUGUUUUUUUUAUGUGCCUGACACACGGAUUUGUAUGUCGUGUUGAUAUUAUUAAGUGUUUCUGUUUUCAAGAAACUUUUUAUUUUGUUUUUAAUUAAAACUAAUAAACGAAAAUUAUAAACUA
Messenger RNA from Aethina tumida (small hive beetle), 684 nucleotides. It is a transcript of the gene Thor, whose product is annotated as eukaryotic translation initiation factor 4E-binding protein. The transcript is spliced from 2 exons. Bases 60 to 413 code for a protein of 117 amino acids. Lineage: Eukaryota; Metazoa; Arthropoda; Insecta; Coleoptera; Nitidulidae. Gene Ontology annotation, molecular function: eukaryotic initiation factor 4E binding. Gene Ontology annotation, cellular component: cytoplasm. The record is from RefSeq and is a predicted model, not a curated record. Gene Ontology annotation, biological process: negative regulation of translational initiation.